AUGCAGAACUCGACCAAAACAGUGCGAAUCGUGGAGGUGGGCCCGCGAGAUGGCCUCCAGAACAUCCCACAGUCGAUCGACAGCACCAUCAAGCUGGACCUCAUUCGUCGACUGCGUGAUGCUGGGCUGCAGACUAUCGAGCUGACUUCAUUUGUUUCUCCCCGUGCAAUUCCACAGCUUGCCGAUGCACAGGUGGUAGUACAGAAUGCCGACAUCCAAAAACUCCUAAAGAAUCCUAAACUGCGACUACCGGUCCUAGUUCCCAAUCUCAAGGGACUAGAGAGAGCACUACACAAUGGCAUCAAAGAAGUUGCGGUGUUUAUCAGUGCGACCGAGGGAUUUAGCAGAGCGAACAUCAACUGUACCGUCGACGAAGGACUCGAGAGAGCUCGACAAGUGGCCUCUAGGGCAGCCAGCGCAGGGCUUUCGGUGCGAGGUUACGUUUCGUGUAUUUUCGCAGACCCUUACGACGGUCCGACACGGCCCUCCUCUGUUCUCCGGUGCACAAAAGCCCUCCUAGAUGCAGGCUGCUACGAAGUUAGUCUUGGUGACACCUUGGGAAUUGGCACUCCUGCCGACGUGCGCUGGCUGAUAACAUAUCUACAAGAUAAUGGGGUACCUUUGGAGAUGCUGGCCGGCCACUUUCACGACACUUACGGCGGCGCGGUUGCAAAUGUGUGGGAAGCGUACAAGUGCGGAUUGAGGAUGUUUGACAGUAGCGUUGCUGGACUCGGAGGAUGUCCAUUUGCGCUUGGAGCGAAGGGAAACGUGGCCAGCGAGGAUUUAGUAUAUAUGUUCGAACGGUCGGGGAUCCACACAGGAGUAGAUCUGUCAAAGCUAGUCGAAACUGGAGAAUGGAUCUCGAGGCAGCUAUCUAUCGCAAACAGCAGUCGAGCAGGUGCAGCAUUGUGGGCAAUGCGCAAGCAAACGGCUGUUCCCAAAUCACCCAAAGUUUCAGUCUCGUGGAAGCUCGUCAAGCAAACAGAGGGUCUGCAGCUGUUCCGGUCGGGGGUCAAUCUGAGGAUCAACUUGAAUAGACCCAAGAAUGGAAAUGCUCUCACGGCCAUAAUGGCGCAAGAUCUUACAGAGGCUGUCACGAAUGCCGGACGAGAUGCGACCAUUUCACGAAUUAUCCUGACUGGAAGUGGCAAGUUCUUCUGCACCGGGAUGGAUCUGGGCAAGGGAAGCACCGCAGUGGGUCAGGGGGGCUCCAGCAGCAAUGCGCAGUUUGACCGACUGACAAAUCUCUUUGAAGCCAUUGACCAGUCCCCCAAGGUCACUAUUGCGUGUUUGAAUGGACCCGCAUUCGGGGGCGGCGUUGGACUGGCCUUCGCCUGCGAUAUGCGCUUUGCAGUUAGGGCUGCGAGUGUAACGCUCAGCGAGGUCAAGCUGGGUCUUUGUCCAGCCACCAUCUCCAAGUACGUCAUUCGAGAAUUUGGAAUUGCUCUUUCGCGGGAGGCGAUGCUCUCUGCAAGGCCAGUGUCAGCCGGCGAGUUGAAGGCACGCGGGCUGGUAGUUGAGCUCGCAGACAACGCAGAGGCACUGCCGGGUCUGCUCGACCAAUUCCUUACCCAGCUCAAGGCUGCCUCUCCUGAGGCCUCUCGCAUGUCGAAAGAGCUCAUCCGCCUGGCUUGGGCGCAUGGGGGAAAGGAGGAACAGGCGAAAGGGAUCAGGGCUCUAUUUGACGGCAUGAUGCGGCCGGAUGGGGAUGGGGCUCACGGUGUCAAGGAGUUCCAGGCUAAACGUUCAGUGGAUUGGGAUGCGUAUACACUGCGAAGGGUGGAUUCAGCUAAGCUGUAG
Molecule: messenger RNA, 1800 nt
Organism: Aspergillus nidulans FGSC A4
Lineage: Eukaryota; Fungi; Ascomycota; Eurotiomycetes; Eurotiales; Aspergillaceae
Product: protein hlyA
Exons: 2
Coding region: 1-1800 (599 amino acids)
Molecular function (GO): oxo-acid-lyase activity; catalytic activity; hydroxymethylglutaryl-CoA lyase activity
Source: RefSeq, a predicted model, not a curated record